AUGCUCAUGCUGCUUCCGUUUCUCCUUGUCCUGCUGAGUUCUAUAAAUAGAUCCUCAUGCUACGAAAAAAUAGGAUGUUUCCAAGGCUCUGCAAUCUCGGGCCUAACAGAAAAAGGUUCGUACGAAUGGCAGUCCUCGGGGUACUGCGAGGGCCAAUGCACCGGCAACUAUGUCAUUGCUGUCACCAACGGUAAUGAGUGCUACUGCGGUGAAAGCCUUGAUCAAAGCCAAGAGGUAGACUCCAGCCACUGCUCGACACCAUGUUCCGGUUAUCCACAAGAGAAUUGUGGUGGACAAAACUACUACUUGGUCUACGUCGAUAAUACAAUGACUCCAAGCUCUGAAUCAUCAUCUUCAACAUCAUCGUCAUCAUCAUCUUCAACUUCAACAUCGUCAUCCACAACCUCCUCGUCCUCAUCCUCGAGCUCAAGCCCAAGUUCAAGCUCAAGCUCAAGCUCAUCAUCAUCUAGCUCAUCGUCAUCGUCAUCUUCUUCCACGUCAUCGACUUCAACAACUCCCACAUCCACAUCCACUUCGUCGUCGUCGUCGUCGUCGUCGUCGUCGUUCUCCAUAACUCCGUCAUCGACAUCAUCAACAGCACCCCUAACAACCUCCUCCUCAUCAUCCUCUUCAACUACCGAACCAGUCUCAUUGAUGACUACUGAAUCAACGAUGUCUUCCGUCUACGUUUCCACCUCAAUCGAAAAUUCGAGUGAAAUGCUAGUCACUAUAGUCCACAGCGUAACAGCCGUUUCUGUGCAGACCAAAACCGCAACUGCCGUCAUGACAGCCACCAUUGCACCAUCGGCAACGAACUCAAAUCUCAGUAGCGAAAAUAAAAGUACCUCAGGAGGCGUUAGCCAUGGUGCAAUUGCAGGUAUAGUGGUUGGCGUUGUUUGCGGUACUGCACUAUUGGGUCUUCUACUCCUAUGGUUCUGCGGCGUCAGCUUAUUUUGCUUACCAGGACGAGUCCGGAAUGACAAAUAUAACGAUGACGAGAAAUCGGUGAGAGAUGACGACAGUAUGUCGAUACACAACGGCGAUAAAAAUGCCGCCAUUGCCGGUCUUGGUGGCUUUGGUAGAACUCCGGCUUACAUGUACAAUGCCGACGAACUCAGCAUAGGAUAUGGGAAUCGUCGGUUUAGUCAGAGUAGUUUACCAGAUGCCGCUGCAGGCAGUGCAGGCAGUGAAAGUGAUAACUCGAAUAAAAGAGGAUUGAGAGUCAUCAAUCCAGAUUGA
Pichia membranifaciens NRRL Y-2026 is the source of this 1239-nucleotide messenger RNA. RefSeq lists its product as hypothetical. The coding region runs from base 1 to 1239 and encodes 412 amino acids. The transcript has a single exon. Lineage: Eukaryota; Fungi; Ascomycota; Pichiomycetes; Pichiales; Pichiaceae. Gene Ontology annotation, cellular component: plasma membrane. The record is from RefSeq and is a predicted model, not a curated record.